This is a messenger RNA of Fusarium fujikuroi IMI 58289, 492 nucleotides long. RefSeq lists its product as uncharacterized. The coding region runs from base 1 to 492 and encodes 163 amino acids. The record is from RefSeq and is a predicted model, not a curated record. The transcript has 2 exons. Lineage: Eukaryota; Fungi; Ascomycota; Sordariomycetes; Hypocreales; Nectriaceae.
AUGGGUCUCAACGCUGGCAGUUCUCUGAGAAGGGUCGUUACCCACCACAAGGGCGAGAACUCUGCAAUCCUAUCAGAUGAAGAGCUCAAACUCGUCUCUGGUUUUGGGAGCAACGCCAUCACCAUCUGGAGAAACGACAAGUACCCAGCUGAGCUGGUUGACAAAGAUCCGGUUGGCACUGAUCCAGUAAUCUAUACGCCCGGCUCACUAAUUCGAGUCGUUGACUUUCCGCCCAAUUCCUCAGGACAUAAUCACAGAACUGCAUCGCUCGACUAUGGAAUUGUGUUUGAGGGUGAGCUAGAGAUGGUGUUGGCAGAUGGUUCCAAGACCAUUGUUCGUGCAGGCGAUAUCGUUGUGCAACAGGCGUGGAACAAUCUGACGGAUAAGCCAGCGCGUCUCAUCUUUGUGUUGCUCCCAUCCGAGAAGACUGUCAAUGGCGUCAACGUAUCAGAGACUGGUGUGCCCGAGAAAUAUCUCCCAAGAAUAUCAUAG